This is a messenger RNA of Ylistrum balloti, 3956 nucleotides long. RefSeq names its product paramyosin-like. Gene Ontology annotation, cellular component: cytoskeleton; myosin complex; cytoplasm. The record is from RefSeq and is a predicted model, not a curated record. The coding region runs from base 142 to 2946 and encodes 934 amino acids. Gene Ontology annotation, biological process: peptidyl-threonine phosphorylation; actomyosin structure organization. The transcript has 16 exons. Gene Ontology annotation, molecular function: protein serine/threonine kinase activity. Lineage: Eukaryota; Metazoa; Mollusca; Bivalvia; Pectinida; Pectinidae.
CACUCUGCCGUUAGUGUACAAACUCACCACUCGGUGCCGAGCAGUGGAUUAAAAGUAGUUUCACUUUCAGCUCCAUUUCGUGAUUUCCUGUAGAUUUCAUUUUCUUACUUUUGUGGUUUGCUGUAUUCCUGAACUAACAAAAUGGCUGAUUUUGAUUCGGAUAUAAACAAGAUUGUGCACGUGAAGCGAUCUUACCAGGUAUACCGGGGCACAUCUCCCACCACACAGAACCGGUUCGAGAAAACGGGGACUAUUUCCAGACGAGCAAGCACAAGUCAGAUUCAAUCAAGUUCCGUUGCAUCGAGUUCAAGUCAGCUAAGAACAAGUUCAAGCCAAGUGAAACGAACCAUUAUCAGUUCAUCUUCAAGUUCUGCACAGUCAGCUGCUAAUGUCAAUGUAGAGAAAUCCACUCGCGUAAUUAAACAUGAACAAGACUUGUUUCAAGCUGAGGAACAACGAUUUCAGAGCCGAAUCAGGGAGCUGGAGGAUGCCGUAGAUGUUGAGAGAGACAUGCGUAUCAGAUUCGAGAAACAAUGUGCUGAACUCACUUUCCAACUAGACCAGGCCAACGACCGGUAUGAGGAGGCUUACGGUUUACAGUCCACACAGAGCGAGAUCUCCAGGAAACGUGAAGCCGAAGUUAACAAACUUCGUAAAGACUUAGAACUCGUGUCCACUCAGUACGAGGCUCAGGAAAGUAGCCAGAGAAAGCGUCAUCAGGAUGCCUUGAACGACCUUGCGGACCAACUUGAACACAUGUCCAAGGCCAAAGGCAGGGUAGAGAAGGAGAAAGCUACUCUUGUUGUGGAAAUCGACGGUUUGCAGAUGGCGAACGAUUCUCUGGCUAAGGCUAAGUCAACACUUGAGAUAAGGGUCGAGGGUUUGGAGAGCUCCAACUUGCGUUUGAAGGCUCAGGUAGAUGAUAUGACACGUCAGCUCAACGAUCUCAAUGGCCUUAAAGCUCGCCUCACCCAGGAGAAUUUCGACCUUCAGCAUCAAGUACAGGAGCUGGACGCCGCCAACGCCGGACUCGCCAAGGCCAAAUCUCAGCUUCAAGUCAGCGUGGAUGAUUUGAAGAGGAACUUGGAUGACGAGUCCAGGCAAAGACAGAAUCUCCAAGUUCAACUCAGUGCACUGCAGAGUGACUAUGACAACCUGAACGCCCGUUAUGAAGAAGAAUCCGAAGCCGCAUCCAUCCUCCGAAACUCCCUCAGCAAAGCCAACAGCGAUCUGGUGGCUCUCAAGUCCAAAUACGACAAGGAAAUCGUCACGGUCCGCGAGGAGCUUGAAUCUGUCAGGAGGAAGUUAACCGUCCGUGUCCAGGAAUUGGAAGAUGCCUGCGAUACACUCAGGGCCCGCAACUCCAACCUUGAGAAGGCCAAGUCGAAACUCGUUAAUGAAGUUAGGGAGCUUAACAUCGAAAUUGAAAACCUCACCAUCAUCGUACAGGAUCUCACGAAGAGGAACCGACAGCUGGAGAACGACAACGCCGCUCUUCAGAAGAAGGUCGACGAUCUUUCCGCUGAGAACGCUGCUCUCCGCUCAGAGAAGGCUGCCCUCGAGGCAGAGUGCCAGCGUCUCCGGGUCAAGGUCGCCGAGCUCCAGGAGAAGAACGAUAACCUAGCACGUGAAAACAAGAAACUGGAGGAUGCCCUCAGAGAAACCAAACAAGCCCUCAAGGAUGCCAACAAAGCCAACGACGAACUCAGGGCCGCCAACGCCGCACUCACCGCCGAGAGGGAUAGUUUGGCGUCUGCCCUGCGCGAUACCGAGGACGCCCUUCGUGACGCCGAGAACAAACUCGCCGCCGCACAAGCCGCCCUUGCCCAGCUCCGCGCCGAAAUGGAACAGAGGCUCCGUGAGAAGGAUGAAGAAAUAGACAGCAUCAGAAAGAGCAGUGCCCGCGCUAUUGAGGAGUUACAGAGGACCCUUGUGGAGGUUGAGGUCCGUUACAAGGCUGAGAUUAGCCGCAUCAAGAAGAAGUACGAGACCGACAUUAGGGAACUCGAGGCUGCUCUUGACAAUGCCAACAGGGCGAACGCCGAAUACGUGAAACAGAUCAAAUCACUCCACGCCCGCGUCAAGGAACUCGAGGCCAUCAACGAGGAUACCACCCGCAGACUUGAAGAUGCCGUCGCUCAACUGUCCGUCUCCGAGAGGAAACGUGUUGCCCUCCAGGCAGAACUGGAAGACAUCAGGGCCGCCAUGGAAAGUUCCGAACGGGCACGUAAGAACGCCGAAGCUGAAGUCAACGAAAUCUCCAUUCGCAUAUCAGAAAUCCAACUCCAACUCCAAGUGGUUACUAACGACAAGCGUCGCAUGGAGGCAGACAUCGCCGCCAUGCAGUCUGACCUUGAUGAAGCACUCAACGCCCAGCGAGCCGCCGAGGAACGUGCCGAGCGUCUCUACAAUGAGAACAAGCGUCUUUCCGACGAGCUUCGUCAAGAACAGGAGAAUUACAAGAAUGCCGAAAGCCUGAGGAAGCAGCUCGAGAUUGAGAUCCGUGAGAUUACUCUCAGGCUCGAGGAGGCAGAGGCCUUUGCCCUUAGGGAAGGAAAGAGACAGAUCGCAAAACUACAAGCAAGAAUCAGAGAUUUGGAGGGUGAAUUAGAAGCCGAGCAGAGGCGAGUGAGGGAGGCCAUUGCUAACAUGCGUAAAUAUGAACGUCAAUACAAAGAAUUGAUCAGCGUCGCUGAGGAAGAUCACCGCAUGGUCAGCGAACUCACCAGUCUUAACGACCAACUUAAUAUGAAAAUCAAGAUCUACAAGAGACAGGUCGACGAGGCGGAGGAUGUAACUAGCAUUACCAUGAGCAAGUACCGUAAGGCACAGCAAAUGAUUGAGGAGGCUGAGGGUAGAGCUGACAUUGCCGAGAAAAACCUUGCACAAACCCGCAGAACGCGAUCAAUGUCCGUCCAACGGGAGGUCAAGGUCGUCCGGAUGUAAACACAACACACAUAUGGUGCCUUUCAUUAAACAUAAAAAAAGCCAGUGCAUCGACAUCAAAUAGACGCUAUUUAUUUAAAUGUGGGGAUUUCACUGACAGAAUUCCGAAAUUUCCCUAAACUUGUACAAAGACGUUUAUUUUGGUUAUUAAUCUUAUUCAUUGUGCAAAUGUGAUUAAAAAGCAUAUAUGUGUGUGUUGCUACGAUGGAAUUGUACAGAAAUAUGUAGGGAGACUAGCCAUUGCUCGGCACGGGGACAGCGAAAGUCUCUUCAGAUACCCUAGAAGGAAUGACGUCAUAAUAUGCAAAUUCUACAUUUUCCGUUUACUUCGGUAGGAGUCGCUAAGGUAUAUGGCGUCGACAUAGAAACACUCUUGUAACAAAUGGUUUCGUGUAAAUAUUUACACAAUAAGGCACUGGAAAGCAUGACGUCAUUUCUAUUCGACCUAAACGCUCAAAGCUCGUAAUCGAUGUGCUGUUUGUGAUCAUCACCACCGUGAAUGUUCUAAUCAAUGUGUAGAGAAGAUGAGAAACGCGAUGACAAGCGAUGACGGGAAACGUUAACAAGAGAGAGGAGAUAGAACGGUUUACUGUCGCUAAAUUAUCUUGUACUUGCGGGGAAAAAACAACAAAAACGAACUUAUCAAAUCUGUUUCUUGAGCUUAGCUUUGUCAUAAUGUUUCAAACGAUGUGCAAUAUAGUCAUUUUAUAAAUGUGAUAUUUCAGAGAAACGAAAAUUAUGUUAAAUAAUUUUUUUGGUACUUUUUAUGUUGAUAAUUUAUACAGAGUUGUGGAUAUAUUUAAAUAAUGUAUAGCAAUGAAUACUUUAAGUCGAAAUAAGGACUGUUUGCAUGGAGGACAUGUGUCUUUAUUGUACAGAUAUUCUGGGUACUAAAGAGCUCUCUAGACAUUGUAGUGUUCACCAUGCUAGUACUUGUUUUACAGAGAAAAGUGAAUGACAUGUUAUAUGUUUCCCUCUGCUAAAAUAAAUUCCAUUAUUUGUUGCUUAUA